AUGCAAGGUCUCUUACAUCUGAAAUAGAUCCGCGGAAAGCCAGCGAGGAUCGACUAGUAUUGUGCAUGCUUGUCUUGCUAUAUACAGCACAAAUAAGUGCACGACAAAUCGGGUGCGCGUACGAUAAGAAAUGUAGUAAGCUCGUGGCCAAAGACGCAAAAGUUCCGAUUUGCUUCCGGCUGAUUCAAGCAGGCGUCGGACGCUACGUGACUGUUGAGCUUGAACAUUGUGCAAGUCGAGGCGUGCAAUUUAGUCAAGCGAUAAUAUAAUUUUCAAAGCAAAUUAGUAAGAACUGACGCAGACUUGGGAUGACGAGAAAAAUGUAUAGGCAAGGCGAGGCGUCUUUGAAACAGGUGUUCGUGCGCCCUGGCCAGUCGGUUGGUGUUGACCGGUUUUUUCAGCGCCAUUAAUGGUAAUCCGUAAUCAAUUUCAUCUCUUUUACCGAGCCUCUAUCAGGCAGAGACAAGCUGAAAAACAAUCGCGCUCUCUUUAAUGAUUCUGAUCACACUCCUGAGCACACUAGCAACGGUCGAUCGUUAGCCGCUGCACAUUCAUUCUCCCGCUUCGACUUGCUAUUAAUGCAUUAUUAAUGUAUUUUUUUAUUUGAAAUACCUAAUGCACACCGUAUUAAUUAUUCAAUUACUCGAAUUUGCUCCUUCAUACUUAAAAUAACAUUCUCAAACUUUGGCAUGCGUCUUUUAUGUUAACCGAUUUCACUCUUCUUGCGCAAACAAAAUAAGUUACUUGACAGAAAUAUGCGUUUGCGUGAUUUUUAACUUUGGAAAGGUUGAGACAUCACGCCUCACGUUGGAAUCAGAGUUGAUAAAAAAAAAGGAAAAGAAAAACAAGGGUAAUAUAAUCGUCGGGACGAGAUGACGUGACGGCACGAAAGCUUUUUACGACGUUACUCGCGCAUAUAAAUUGAACACACUCGAUUUUCGUUUGAUCGAAAAGCAAACGUAUGCAAGGACUUGAUUUUGACGCCAGUGAAGGCAACAGACCUUAAAAUUAUAAAUGAAAUUAAUCAUUAGAUUGGAUAUCCUACUAAUUUGUUCUCGAUGCUUCGAAAUCGAUGGCAAAAUCGAAAAGCAAAAGUAAGCGGUUGAAGGUGACGACAGCCAAGUAGCCGAUACGAGGAGCAAGCGGUACGAUUAAUACGACGAAGCUGCAGCUGCGCUUGUGCAAACGUGCCCACUAGUGGAUUAUAGGAUAAGCUUGGCUCGUGCGCCAGUAGGCUGUUUCUCGGGCUGACUGCAGGUCGCUCGGCCACGGCACGGACGGGACGAACGGAGGGGAGAUGGAGCAAGUGCCGCAGGACGGACGCGUGUCUGGCCGCUGAAGCUGAUAAGGCAGACGCGAGCAGGGAACAGGACGAGCCGGCACGGCGAUAAGCCGAGCUCUGCUCACGCCCACACGCUUAGACGCCACAGCGGACAAACGCGCUUUCCUUGGCAUCGCCGCCAGUUGUCCUUGACACGAACGCUUGGUGACUCGGAGACGCUGACGGUUGACACCGAGAACGAGCACCACAGUCAGUUGCCGCAAUGGGUACCGGAAGCGCAACCAAAGACAAAGCCACCUCGCGGCUCAGACCAAUCAAAAUCACCGCAGUCGGUGACGGCAUGGUCGGCAAGACCUGCAUGCUCGUCACGUACACGGACAAAAAAUUUCCCAUGGAAUACAUACCCACCGUCUUCGAAAACUAUCCCAAGACUAUCGAAGUGGAUGGUCGAGGAUACGAUGUCACCCUGUGGGACACCGCCGGUCAAGAAGAUUACGAAAGGCUUAGGCCCUUAUCCUACCCUAAUACUGACUGUUUUCUGUUGUGCUUUUCCAUAAGUGCACGUAGCUCCUACGAAAACAUAGCCAGUAAAUGGUAUCCGGAACUCAAGAUUCAUUGUCCAAACAUUCCAAUCAUCCUCAUAGGUACCAAAGGUGACCUUAGAACCGAAGAAGCUGAUAUAAUAACACCUCAUGAGUGCAAGAAAAUGAAGAAGAAAAUCAAAGCCUUCAAAUAUCUUGAGUGCUCGGCAAAAAUGCAAGAAGGUUUGGAUGAGGUUUUCACGGAGGCCGUUCGCGCAGUUUUAAAAAGACCGACAACCCGCAAAUUAUGUUGCAUGAUGUGAAAUAAUUUAGUACAGUGCGACAUUUACAUCUUUUGCUGACGUCAGUUCGCACCAAAGACUUUUUUAUUAUUUACUACGUGACUUGCAAUAUUUUGUUAGCUGUUUUUUUAUCAAUUUUUACUAUAUAAGCUGAAUGCCACUUUCUAUCUUUUCUUUUUCAUCUUCAAUUCAUUGUAAAUAUAUGUGUAAACUAAAUUUCUUUUCAAUUUCUAUACUUCAUCAUGUCCAUUGAAACGUACUUGUUUUCAUUUAAUUUUUGUAGUCAUUAAGUGUUACUCAUAUGUACAAUUAGACAUGAGAUAUUCCUUUGACAAAUGUGCUAUACUAUAUAUCAAGAUUUUCAUAAUUUAGCCAUAAAAAAACUCUGUUUCUUACAUUAUAUAUUUUGCAUUAAUGUACAUCUAUUCUUUUGAACUUCAAGAUCCACCUAUUAAAUAAUAUUAAGAAGGUGAUUUUGAAACAAUUUAAAUAAAACUAAAAUAUGGCAAAACUUUUUGA
Messenger RNA from Phymastichus coffea, 2624 nucleotides. Its product is annotated as ras-like GTP-binding protein RhoL. The record is from RefSeq and is a predicted model, not a curated record. The transcript is spliced from 7 exons. NCBI's taxonomy places the organism in Eukaryota, Metazoa, Arthropoda, Insecta, Hymenoptera, Eulophidae. Bases 1545 to 2126 code for a protein of 193 amino acids. Gene Ontology annotation, biological process: small GTPase-mediated signal transduction. Gene Ontology annotation, molecular function: GTPase activity; GTP binding.